Rubroshorea leprosula is the source of this 1931-nucleotide messenger RNA. Lineage: Eukaryota; Viridiplantae; Streptophyta; Magnoliopsida; Malvales; Dipterocarpaceae. The record is from the annotation of a GenBank genome assembly.
AAUGAACGGAUUAGGCAUCUUUUUUGUAUUUCAAUUGCUCUUAUUGUUCGUUGUUCCACUCCUCAAACUAGAUCUACCAUGCGUAUUGAUUGGACUGCCUUUAUUUUGGUUACGUGUUAAACAAGACGAUCUGACUCUAUUGCUCGAUUGGUUUGCAGUGUUUAUGUUGUUACUUGUCAUACUACGCGUCAUACUACGCAAACUCGAUAAGGAACUAUCACGCAAACAGGAACUACCCUGCAUAUUACGCAUGGCGGCCGAACUAUUACGCAUGCCCAUUGGAGUGCCAUUAUUGUUACUUGGGGUACCAAUAUCGCUAUCAGUUAUUCGUUUUGUGUCUCCGGAUGAGGUACCAGAAUGGACAUUUGAUGAGAAGGGAGAAGUGGUGCCUUUGGCUGUUAAAAAAAAAGAACUGGUGCGUUUGGGAGUUAGCUUCUUUCCGCUGUUUUUACUGUUUUCAAUGCCUCUGCUGAUCUUUGUAUUUCAAAAAUAUGAGUUGAAGUUGAUGGACGAGUAUGCCCAUGAGGUUAUUCGUUUCAUAUGUGAGUCAUUAUCAAAUUUAGAUGAGAACCAAUUUGUGCAAAGUGGAGCAGUGGAAGCAACCUAUCGGGCCAUCGAGAAUGACAUCCCUGAGAUUGUAAUUGAAUUAUUAAAAAGACCUAAUGGUAGUAUAUUAUGGAGCAAUCAAGAUCCCGAAGAUUCAAGAAACAUGUUUGCACAUGCUGUAGCACAUCGUCAAGAGAAAGUCGCACGAUUUCUUUAUGAUGCAUUUGGUGAAAGGAAGGAUACAAAUAUGGUUACUGCCACCGAUGAAGAUCAGAACAAUAUAUUACAUAUAGCUGCACGAUUAGCUCCUCAUUCUCAACUAGACCACAUCUCCGGUGCAGCUUUGCAGUUGCAAAAUGAACUACGCUGGUUCAAGUCACUGGAAAGCAUUGUUCCACAGCUCAACAAACAGAAAAAUAAAGAUGGUGACACUCCUACCCAAGUAUUUCAUAAAGAACACAAGAAUUUGGUAAAAGAAGCCGAGGGAUGGAUGAAAAAAAUGGCACAAUCUUGUAACGUCGUAGGUGCUCUCAUUAUCACAAUUAUGUUUGCUGCGGCUUUUACUAUUCCUGGUGGAUACGAUGAGGAAACAGGCGUCCCCAAAUUUUUAAAGAAAUCCCAUGAUCUAGAAUCGAUUUUUGACUUGGUUUUUGAAAGAGCAUGCACGUUAUUUUUAGUAUCAGAUGCAAUUUCUCUUUUCGCUGCAUCCAGCUCAGUGCUAAUGUUUAUGGGGAUUCUCACUUCUCGUUAUGCUUGUCAAGAUUUCCAUAUAUCGUUACCCAUUAAGUUGAUCUGUGGCCUUUCUUUGCUCUUCAUCUCUAUUGCAGCAAUGAUGGUAGCAUUUUGUGCUACUCUUUACAUGAUGCUACAAGAGGAAAUGAAGAAAAUAGGGAUAGCCGCCACUUCAAUAAUAAUAUUUCUUGGCGCCGCUAUUCCUGUCACUUUGUUUUUAUUGCUGCAAUAUCCUCUUUUUGUUGAGAUUUAUGGCUCAACUUUUCGCCGAUCCAUCUUUAAUAGGAGAAGAUACUGGAAAUACGGAAAGAAUGUAUGCUCAGGUUUCAAUAGGAGAUGGUGGUUCAAAAUGAGGAGAGGAUCGCUGAUUGGAUAUUCUGUGCUCUUGUUGUUCCUUAUUAUAUUUCGUUUAAUGCAUUUAUUGUAAAAUUGUACUGGUAUUCAAAGGUUCCAAAAGGAGAUGGUGGUUCAAUAGGAGAUGGUGGUUCAAAAUGAGGAGAGGAUCGCUGUUUGUGAUAUUCUGUGCUCUUGUUUUUCUUUAUUAUAUUUCGUUUAAUGUAUUUAUUGUAAAAUUGUACUGGUAUUCAAAGGUUUACUUGAACAGAUGACUGUAUUAUAAAGAUAGACAUUUGUAAUAAAUUUAAAUGCCUCCC